UACUCCGUACACCGUAACAAGGGAAUAGCAUAUCUUAUAGAGCGUUAUAAAAGUAUGAGUCUAGGGUUUACUUCACUACCCCAACAUUUUUGUUGAAACCUCGUCUCUGCUUUUCGGCCCCUCUCGUCACCAAACUUCAAACCCUAGGUACCGACUAGUCGGAAGAGAGCGAAAAUGAGCGACAAAACAACAGGAAGAAAGGAGGAGGUGGUGACUAGGGAGUACACCAUCAACCUUCACAAGCGCUUGCAUAGCUGCACAUUCAAGAAAAAGGCUCCUAAUGCAAUAAAGGAGAUAAGGAAAUUUGCACAGAAAGCCAUGGGGACCAAGGAUGUGAGAGUGGACGUGAAGCUAAACAAGUACGUUUGGAGCAGGGGGAUCCGAAGUGUCCCAAGACGGGUCAGAGUUCGCAUUGCUCGCAAGAGGAAUGAUGAUGAAGACGCCAAGGAAGAGCUCUACUCCCUUGUUACUGUUGCUGAAAUCCCACCAGAAGGGCUGAAAGGGCUCGGCACCAAGAUCAUCGAGGAAGACGAUUGAAUGAUAUAUUAUAGUUUUGGAAGCGUUGAGUAUUUUAUAAGACUGAUUUAUUUUCCAAUAUUUUGUCAUUUGUUGCUUUGAACAUGGUACUUUUUGUUAACUUUGUUUUGGUUCCAUUAAUACAAUUAUCCCAGUGCUUCAGACU
Molecule: messenger RNA, 682 nt
Organism: Cornus florida
Lineage: Eukaryota; Viridiplantae; Streptophyta; Magnoliopsida; Cornales; Cornaceae
Product: large ribosomal subunit protein eL31
Exons: 3
Coding region: 175-537 (120 amino acids)
Biological process (GO): cytoplasmic translation
Cellular component (GO): ribosome; cytosolic large ribosomal subunit
Molecular function (GO): structural constituent of ribosome
Source: RefSeq, a predicted model, not a curated record